Mixia osmundae IAM 14324 is the source of this 3322-nucleotide messenger RNA. RefSeq lists its product as uncharacterized. Lineage: Eukaryota; Fungi; Basidiomycota; Mixiomycetes; Mixiales; Mixiaceae. Gene Ontology annotation, molecular function: DNA-binding transcription factor activity, RNA polymerase II-specific; zinc ion binding; DNA binding. The transcript is spliced from 5 exons. Gene Ontology annotation, biological process: regulation of DNA-templated transcription; DNA-templated transcription. The record is from RefSeq and is a predicted model, not a curated record. Bases 176 to 3229 code for a protein of 1017 amino acids.
GAUCGACGUCAAUCGGUCCCAGUAGACGGAGGGGAUACUCAAGCAGAGUCAGGUGCACUCGGGAGGCAGAAGUGAACCUUGCAGAUCCGUGGGAUUUCUGCCUUGUGCUUGCGCGUCGUCGGCGGAGCUCACGGAGUCACCGCCGACGGUGAAGUCCACGGCGAUAACGCAAACGAUGAACACGAAGCAGCAGACCGACUCGAACUCGUUGAGCGCGCCCAGUCCGUCGGGGAACAACUACUACAACCAGUCUACACCCGUCAGAGGGAGAUCUGUCCUGCCGCCUCUUCAGAACCUCGUCCCCGUUAGAGAGGGCCAGUCUCAGGGUCAACAGAGCCAGCAGCCUCCCCAGCUGCGCCACUUGCUCUUUACAGAUCCUGUCAAGCCUCGCACAGACGACGCGAGGAUGCAGUCGCAGCUGCCGCCGAUGCUCUCGGGCCAGUCUAGGCAGUAUGCACCCGCAAAUUAUUAUGUUGCAGGCCAAUACCAGCAGCCACCUGCUCAGCAACGACACGUGCACGAACGCGACGAAUCUGGCGACGACGAUUCUGGUGAGAGUGAUUCGCCAGAAGGCUCUCAUAGCCAACAUCGCUCCAACAAGUCGAGGCGUAUCCAGUCCGAGUCUGUCUCUGGUCACGGCGGCUAUGAAGGCUCAGGCUCGCCUCGUCAGACCGACGAACCGAAGAAACGCAAGCGCAACCGUCAGGCACUGAGCUGCUCAGAGUGCAAGCGACGCAAGAUAAAGUGUGAUCGCAAGAUCCCUUGCGAAGCUUGCAUAAGACGGAAAGAGCCAGAACUGUGUCGAUGGGAGGACGCGAAGAAAGUACUAGCACCCCAGCCAUUCGCGACGACGACAGAUCUUGACGCGCUGAGAGCAAAGGUCAACACGGUCGAGCAUGAUCUCGUCAGCUUACGCGAGAUCGUCUAUCGCGCUCAUGCCAACCCAUCGUCACUCAUGACUGACCCUCCGCGUGUGGCCGUCGGACUCGACUUUCCUCAGCCUCGCCGCUCCUCGCCUAAGCCUGCCGUCACGAUGACGGUGCCUCGUGCGCAGGAUAUGGACAGCGACACUGAAGACGCUGCGCUCGUUCUUGAAGAGCUUGCGCUCGGUCAUAGGCGGAAUCAAUUCGACCUCACCUCUCGCCAGAAAGGAACAAAGAGCCUCUACAUCGGUGAUCCGACAACGGAAGAGAAGCCGCGCAUCAAGCGUUUCAUGUUGCAAGAUAUUGGGCCCGAGGACAAGCAGCCUUCUCAGAAUCAAGUCGGUCUCUCGCCGACGAGUGCGCUCUCCAAGUUUGCAGAUCCGGUCUAUCGCAACAGUGUCAUCCUUUCGACUGUCUUGGAAGUCUUGCCUGCUCGUCCUGCAGCCGAUGCGCUUAUCGCUCUCUACUUUGACGAGGUCCAUCGUGUGACCGCUGCCGUGCACAGGCCAAGCUUCAUGUCUGACUAUGCGUCUUUCUGGGUCAUGCUGGACAAGGGGCGUCCGCAGGAUGUGAGCUACAGCUGGCUCGGACUGUACUGCGCAGUUCUCUGCAAUGCUGCCUGCACGGUCGACUGCUACAAAGAUACAGGCAAACGAACGAAUGCGUAUCUCGAUGGCUUCUCUCGCGAGGAUCUCAUCGCGCUGCCCCGCGUAUGGCAUGAUGCUUCACUCACUUGCCUCAGUCUGGCCGAGUGCAUGCGGUUCCCUCAGAUCAGAGUGCUGCAGGCCGUCAUCGUAUUGUCUGUCUACUUCAGCUUCUCAGGUCAGAAGCAGGCAGGUCACAUCUGGACGGUGACUUGCAUCAAGAUUGCUCAGCUACUCGGCCUGCACCGGCUGGGGUCCGACGAGACGAAGAUGCCCGCAGAUGAUCCGGCAUGGCCGCCGGGCUCGAGCUCGCUCAAGCGCGAAAUGGCCAAGCGGAUCUGGUGGAUCAUCGUCUCGAUGGACUUUCAUAACAACGACAAGAUGGGCUUGUCAGAUCCUGUGCUGCGCGCUGGCGAUUACGAUACCGCUCAGCCGUUUAACCUGAAUGACGACGAUCUGGGCUUGCAUGUUCAGGUAACGCCCCGACCGGUCACUGAGAUCACUGAUGUCUCGCUCGAUAUUUUCAAGAUGCGCAUGGCCGAGCAUCACCGUCAUGUCAUCGCCGAAUUCCGUGGGCCCAAUGCAGUCAAGUACGAGAACGUUAUGGAGAUUGACAGGCUCUAUCGAGCAAGCUUGGCCGAGAAAGGACCACAAGUCGCAGCCGAGGCGGAUGAUGAAGGCCUUGAUCUUAAGAUGACCUGGCUGGUCAACAUGUUGCGAUCCGGCAUACAGAAUCGAUUGAUGCGCUUGCACCGCCCAUACAUGGUCAAAGGGUUUCGUGACAUCCGCUACGCUCAUUCGACUCAAGUAUCUGUCUCUUGCGCGCGCACAAUCCUGCGCUGUCAUCGCGUCUUGCACGCUACGAACGCGCCAAUCAUGCGUUUCUGGUGGCUCUUCUUCCACUCCAUUGGUGCAUCAGUCGUGCUCUAUCUCAAUGUCUUCAACAUGAUCAAGACCAAUCACUCGGAGCAAGAGAUUGCCGAGCAGCUAGCCGAGCUUGGUGGUGCCCUUGACACCUUUCGCUUCGGUACAACCUCUUGCUUCAACUUGGUCCGCACUGUCGCCAGCGGUGGCAUGCUAGCCCUGAGUUCCCUACGUGAUGAGGCGGACAAGCUGCUCGCAGACCGGCGUACCUCAGGUCGAGUGGCGAAGCGUAAGAGCAAGGCAGAUGACAACUCUGGCGACGGCUUUGCGAGUACCUUGAAGCGAGCUGCAGCAGCGGCUCACACGGCCCAGGCAUUCCCAGCUUCGCCUCAUUCCACGUCACCUUCGACGGGCAACGACCCGAUCGUUAGUCCGAGUCUGUCAAACACGAGCCAUCCUUCACAUCGUGCAAGUCUCGGCUACUCGGAUGUCACGACUCCGGACAGCGGGGUAAUGCCGGACCUGGGCAGCGAUGCGACGGCGCUUCUGACUUCGAUGGGCUUGCUCGGCGGUAACACUCAAAGCAAGGCCGGCGCUGACUCGAACGGGGCAAUGCUGCCGCCGUCUGAUAACAACUCCUUCGGUCCUCUCGACAUUCCUUUCGAGCCUUACUUUGGUCAACCUGGCUUGCAAUACACUGCCCCGGGCGCAGUCUCACUGCCGGAGAUGCCAGGGGCUGAGGGCUUCGAUCUCAAUCUAUGGACCAAUUCUUACUCACUACAGGGUACCGGCUUCUAGUCGUGCUUAUAUGUAUGCAAAACUGCACAACGAGCGGCUGCUAUAUGAGAGAUCGUCGUCGUAUUCCAACGUGACUUGCAAAGAAAGUACGGC